This is a messenger RNA of Hypoxylon fragiforme, 1430 nucleotides long. Its product is annotated as Smr domain protein. Lineage: Eukaryota; Fungi; Ascomycota; Sordariomycetes; Xylariales; Hypoxylaceae. The coding region runs from base 326 to 1036 and encodes 236 amino acids. The record is from RefSeq and is a predicted model, not a curated record. The transcript has 5 exons.
UAGCGCCCCCGGGAGCGGGUGAGGUGCAGAUCGGCCAACAAACGGCCUUGCUUUGUCGCGUCAUUACUAGGCCCGACCAAAACAGCUCCGUCAAGAAAUGGGCUUGUGGCCUAUUAACGUUCGUUUUCCCGCCUCGAAAGGCUUUGAUACGGUGAACCGAACCGAAAAUGCAUAUUUACCUACAGGUGUAGCAGCAUCGUAGAAACCCAAGAUAUCUGCCCAACUACACACAUACACACAUACACACACAUACCUAUGUAAACUGGAAGAAUAGCCUACCGACCGCAACCUCACAUCGCAUUGCACGCUCACCACCACCAACAUAAUGGCCAUUCCACUAACCCGCGUGGGAGACGGAGCCUUCAACCACCGCCCCAGCCUCGACGCCGAGGCCGAAUAUGACCGGCUACGGGACCUGGCUCGGGCGGAGGCCGAGAAGCGAAACAACUGUUUCGAAAGGUCGAAGCAGGCGUACGAGCGGGGCAACGGCGCGGAGGCCAAGGAGCUGAGCAACGAGGGCAAGGCGCACGCGGCCAAGAUGGCCGAGUACAACCAGCAGGCGAGCGAGUACAUCUUCCGCGAGAACAACGCGACCAGCCGCGUCCCCGACGACACCAUCGACCUGCACGGCCAGUUCGUCGAGGAGGCCAAGGACAUCCUCGAGCGCCGCAUCCGCUACGCCCAGAAGCACGGGCAGACCCAUCUGCAUGUCAUCGUCGGCAAGGGCAACCACAGCGAGAACCACGUGCAGAAGCUGAAGCCGCGCGUGGAGGAAGUGUGCCGCGAGCUCGGGCUGCAGUUCGCGACGGAGGAGAACACGGGCCGCAUCUACGUCAACCUCCAAGGCGGCGAAGCCGUCAUGCCCCCGCCCCCAACGAUCCCCCACCAGCAGCAGCAGCAGCACCACGGUGGCCAUGCCAGCGGUGGGCGGCCGCAGCAGCAGCAUCACCAGCAGCAGCAGCAGCAGGAUAACGAGCCCGAGGACUUGUUGUCGAAGGUUGUGCGGAAGAUUGCGGAUUGCUGUGUUGUCAUGUAAAGCGGGAACUGGGAUGGCUAUAUGAGGAUGGGGGCCGGGGUCGGGGUCGGGAUCGGGACCUCCCCCUUUGAAUGUACGGGCGGGACACGGAAAGGGAAAGGGAAAGGGAACGAAAGGAAAGGAAAGGGUGGAAAUUUUUUCUUCUUACAUACGUGACACGAGAUGGUCUUGGGUUUACGGCGGUAUCAUGAAAUUGGAACGUCCGGAUAUUGUGGUGAAUUUUUUUCUUCUUCUUCUUCUUCUUCUUGGGAAGGUGAAAGGGCCCAUGUUGGAAAUAAGGGGGGAGAGGGGGAUAUGAAAGAUGCUUGCUUGGGUAUCUACGUACCUAUCUAAGGUACAAGACAUAACGUCAAUGAAUGUGAAAUUGAAAUAUGAUUUUCUCUUUAUUAAGAAA